CACCGACGAACCCCGUUGACCUUCUUCCCUCCCUCCGCUGCUCACUUCUUCACCAAGACCCCCCGUUCGAUUACUCUACGCCAUUCAUAUAUCGCUUGCGAUGACCUGAGAUGGUCUCACUUGGUGGAGGAGGCGGUUAAAGUAGUCCGCCCGGUUUUCCUACAAACAUACAUACAACGCGAAACACCUUCCCUUUUGGCGUCCAGCGCAACCGUGACUCGCUCUUGCCUUUAGUUCUUCAAUUUGGAAUUUUCAUCGAAGCCACAAUAUCCAUUCACCAUGGCGCAGCCCCAGCAACAACACUUGACGCAGUCAUUUUCCCCGCCGGUUUCCUCACCUUCACCUGGUGCCCCAUCGCCUGUAAAUGGUGGUGUCCCUCCACCUCUCAAGCGUCAACGUCUCUCACCUCUCCCCCAGUCCCAGUCCCCUUACGCCUCACCUAGCUUCGGGACUUUACAACUGCCACAACACCAGCCCGCUCCUAUGACUACACCGACCAUGAACAUGAACGGCGUCCCCCAGACUCCCGCUCCUCCUCCACCUCCACCUCCAGGCGCGAUGGGGCCUCCUUCUCGACCGGCAGACAAGGCUACCGAUGCUGCUGAGCUCACAGAUGUGCUAGCAUCAUCAGGAAUUGAUGUCCGGGAAGAGGAGGCCUACUUGACGAGCAGUUACUCUGGUCCUCCGGUGCAGGCUCAACAACCACCUCGCCCUCAACAGCCACAGAUCCCGCAGCAACAACCUCAACAGUCGGUGCCACCUGCUGUCAACACCUCGUUCACAUCACAAACAUCGACAAUCGGGAGCGUUCCUACGACUCCUAGUUUUGAACAACCUUCCCCAUAUAAGCCGGCGACGACGCAGGAUUCCUUCUACAGGGAGCCGUCGACGCAGCCUCCUGCGCCUUUCAAGGAUCCCAAUGAGCCGACCCGCGAAGACACUGAGGCAGCUCGGCGCGCGCAGUAUACUCUACAAGACUCUUUCUUGUGGACUAAGGUAUUGGAGCAGAGGCUGCAGAAACGUGGAUUCGAACUCGGAGUCCGUAUACCGGCAGAGGGCCUGUAUCAUCCCGUGCCCGGUCGCCAACAACCUAUCGAAGUCACUGGACCAGAUGGAUCAUCGAUCAUACGUUCCGGGCAAACAAUCUUGAACCAGACCGGCGCACCUCUAUUGGACAUUCUCAGCUUAAUGUCCAUCGCAUGUGAAGAGCGGUUGCGAACGGUGGUCGAUUAUUCUUCAACACUGGCUCGAAGUCGACGCGCACACUCACACGGAAUUGUCCCCACCGAUUGGAAGGACGUUGCUACAUCGGCUAAUGCUGUCAAUGGGAAUGUGGAAAAUCCUAGCACACCACUUAAGCGCCCGCUAUCAGCAACCGAACCGCAGGGUACCAAAGCACUGUCGGAGAAGUAUCGUCUACUUAUGGACAAGGACAAUUCCAGCGAAGAGGCCCGUGCUGCGAAACGUACCAGACGCAGCACGAAUGCCAUCCUUGGAGAAGGGGGAGCGAGCCGAUCGGAAUCCGUGGAUAUCCCUGGCUCCGGCGCCUCCACACCGAUCGGAGAGAGAGCCCCUAGUAUCGAUAAGAAGGGAAUGUCGAAGAAGGAAGCUAAGAAGCUGAUGGAUGCCAAGGCGAGCGAGGCUCAGCAACAUCAGCAGUCGGUAGAGACCGCGCGCCUGGCUACUAACAGCAUGCUGUCUGGUCGCAUGUUUGGAACCAAGAAAUCUUACUCGUGGCUAAAUCGUGGUGCAGCAGCUGGCAGUGGAUUCUCCACGCCGUCCCGCGUCAACACUGCCACGCCGCCUGCGAGCACGGACAAACCCGGACGUUCCGGUGAACCUGCCGCCGUGCCUGCAAAACGUCUGGGAACAUGGCGAGAAGACAAAGACAGAGGCGCCGGCAUUCAGGUCCGGGAUGUUCUGUUUAUGCUGGAGCUGGAUGGCAGAGGCCCUCGACACGUACAAAAAGCCUACUCGAAGGAUGUGAAGGAGGAUCGAGCGGACUGAGAUUACCUGGCAUAUGUCGCUCCAGCGGUUUGUAAUUCCGUUUUGGGUUCCAUGCUGUGACUGCGCAGGAUCGUGGUUACUUGGCAAGGUGGCAUACUCCGCAGUGCUCGCAGUUGGUGUUUUUACCAUUCAUUGUAUGUGCAUUUGCCCAUUUCUUUUCGCAUCCGAUUGUGAGGUCCCGGACUAUUGUCUGAGUGAUACUCAAGCAUCCGAAUCUCUUCCUUUCUUCUAAGUUUACUACCCCCUGUUUAAUUGCCCCGGGUCUCUGCCCGAUAUUUUAUGUGGAUGUAUUACCUUUUUUCAUACCCGUGUGUUACGGAGGGACACCAGGGUAUUGCUAUUGCGAUCCGCUUGCUUCAUCUCCUGACCGACGGCAGUGAGCAGCAAACGCCAUUUCAUGAUGCUUCUGAGAAUUGUCGGACAAUCCAGUGACGUAUUGUCUGGAAGACGGCAAUUUGACGCCUCGUGAAUAGUUGGCUCUGCCAGUGUGCCACGGGGGGAAGAGAGCGAAACGAAAGAAAUGAAAGAAACGGCAUGGGCAGACUACGUCUCUCCGUGUAGUACUCGGUCACCGCAUUUCAUACCUUUGAAAUGAUAUGACAUAUUUGCCUAGCAGACUGACC
This is a messenger RNA of Aspergillus welwitschiae, 2630 nucleotides long. RefSeq lists its product as uncharacterized. Gene Ontology annotation, biological process: DNA-templated transcription initiation. Gene Ontology annotation, cellular component: transcription factor TFIID complex. The transcript has 2 exons. The record is from RefSeq and is a predicted model, not a curated record. Bases 280 to 2007 code for a protein of 575 amino acids. Lineage: Eukaryota; Fungi; Ascomycota; Eurotiomycetes; Eurotiales; Aspergillaceae.